AUGGAAAAUGGAACAUAUUUUUACUUCAUGUUGUUUGAAAAUCUUGGGUACAAAAGAUAUGCUUUCUUCUGUUUGGGAUUUAUUCUGUACUGUGCUAUCAUAUUUUUUAAUGCCCUCAUUUUUCUUACAAUAUGUUUCGAAAGGACAUUGCACAUGCCUAUGUAUGUUCUGAUUUCAUGUUUGUCCAUCAACUCUGUGUAUGGUACAGCUGCCUUUUUCCCAAGGUUGCUGACAGACUUGCUGUCUGAUACACAUACAAUCUCCCGUGAAGUAUGUCUCUUACAGGCUUUUGUCAUUUUCUCAUAUGCAGCAAAUGAGAAUACAAUAUUAAUGUUAAUGGCAUUUGACAGAUUUGUAGCAAUCAGUAAACCUUUACAAUACCACAACAUAAUAACUCCCAGGGUUCUAACUGUUUUAUUAGUUAUAAACUUAGUUUAUUCAAUGGUUUCUGUUGGUACUAGUGCUCUUUUAACUGCCAGACUGACAAUGUGUGGUAACAGAUUGUUUAAAGUGUACUGCCACAACUAUGAAAUGGUCAAGCUCUCUUGUGCAAACACUAUUAUUAAUAAUGUCAUGGGCUUUUUCAUACUGAUCACAACUGUUGUCCUCCCUUUAAGUUUUAUAUUAUAUUCUUAUGUGAAAAUUCUUAUAAUUUGUCGAAGAAGCUCAGCACACUUCAAGAGCAAAGCUUAUGAAACUUGUGUUCCACACAUAGUGAUCCUUUUAAAUUUUUCAAUUGCCAUUGUUUCUGAAGUCACUUUGAGUCGAAUUGUAAAUGUGGAACUUCCUAUAGCACUGUCAAUUGUUUUUUCACUGGAGUUUCUUAUUGUACCACCCAUCCUCAAUCCUAUUGUUUAUGCUUUUAACUUGCCUGAUAUUCGCAAAAACAUUCUUCGUCUUAAGGCAUCCAGGUAG
Myxocyprinus asiaticus (Chinese sucker) is the source of this 915-nucleotide messenger RNA. RefSeq names its product putative gustatory receptor clone PTE03. Gene Ontology annotation, molecular function: G protein-coupled receptor activity; olfactory receptor activity. The coding region runs from base 1 to 915 and encodes 304 amino acids. The record is from RefSeq and is a predicted model, not a curated record. The transcript has a single exon. Gene Ontology annotation, cellular component: membrane. Gene Ontology annotation, biological process: G protein-coupled receptor signaling pathway. NCBI's taxonomy places the organism in Eukaryota, Metazoa, Chordata, Actinopteri, Cypriniformes, Catostomidae.